AUGGAACUGAAGUUCAAGGUACUUGUCAUCGGCGGCGCCUACGGCGGGCUCGGAGCUGUUACGAAUCUACUUGACCUUACCCACGGCAAGCGCCCGAGAUUUGACUCCUCCAGCGACCCCCUUGAGUCGGAGAGCAAGUUUCCAGUCGAGAUCACUGUCGUCGACGAGCGGGAUGGAUACGUGCAUCUGAUUGGAAACCCACUCGCGCUCGCAGACCGCGACUAUGCACAUAAAAUCUGGCAACGCUUCUCAGAUAUCCCCGGGCUGCGCAACGCACCCAAUCUCACCUUCAUCCAAGGCACUGUUACCUCUCUCUCUCCAUCCACGCGCACAGCGAUCAUCUCAAAGGCGUCUUCAAUACCAGGAGGCCCCGUGGAAACGGUAUCCCAGUCCUACGACUACUGCAUCGUCGCAACGGGCCUGCGCCGCGUGUGGCCGACCGUGCCUAGCGCGCACACCAAGGCCGGCUACCUCUCUGAAGCUCUAGCGCACCUCGACCGCGUCGGGUCCGCAUCUGCGAAGCAGCAUGGAGUGGUCGUCAUCGGGGGCGGCGCGGUCGGUAUUGAAAUGGCGGCUGAGCUCAAGCACGCGUCUGCGCAUCACAGCUCUGACCACGGCGCGACGCUCCCCGUGACCCUCGUCCACUCACGGGCGCGCCUCCUAUCCGCCGAACCGCUCCCCGACAAAUUCGCAGAAACCGCAGCCGAGCUACUCAAAAAGACCGGUGUCGAGCUCAAACUCGGUGCGCGCGUGCUCGAGACGACCAAGGUGUCUGAAGAGCCUGAGCUCUGGGAGCUACGUCUGUCCACGGGCGAGGUCAUGCGAGCCGCUGUGGUCAUCACCGCCAUCUCAGGACAGCACCCGACCGGACGCGAGUUCCUGCCUAAGGAAGCUGUAGAUGAAGCAGGGUAUGUACAUAUCGAUGCCAACCUUGCGAUCAAGAACUUGCCAGAGGGCCACUUCUGCGUGGGCGACACAGUGAAAUGGAGCGGUAUCAAGCGCGCUGGCGCGGCUAUGUGGAUGGGCGGUUUGGCUGCGAGAAAUAUUCACAGGAGGAUGCUGGUCGCAAGAGGUGAAAAGAAGGCAGGAGAACUUAAGGAUAGCGAGAUAGAUCCGAUACCACCUAUGAUGGCGUUGGCUGUUGGGAAUGAAGCAGUAGGGUAUAGUGAUGCUGAAGGGGUCAAGGCUGGGGCAGAUGUUAGAAAAAUGAUGUUUGGUGACGAUUUAGGAUGGGCUAUCUGUUGGAAUCACAUGAAGCUUGGAGAAGAGUUCAAGCCAUGA
Psilocybe cubensis is the source of this 1281-nucleotide messenger RNA. RefSeq lists its product as uncharacterized. The transcript has 2 exons. The record is from RefSeq and is a predicted model, not a curated record. NCBI's taxonomy places the organism in Eukaryota, Fungi, Basidiomycota, Agaricomycetes, Agaricales, Agrocybaceae. The coding region runs from base 1 to 1281 and encodes 426 amino acids. Gene Ontology annotation, molecular function: electron-transferring-flavoprotein dehydrogenase activity; flavin adenine dinucleotide binding. Gene Ontology annotation, cellular component: cytoplasm.